UUUCUCCCUCUCUCUCUCUCUCUCUCUGGGUCAUGAAUUAAUUAUAUAAGCCCGUGCAUGGGCGCCCAGUUCAUUCUAUUCAAUUCAGUUCAAUUCUCUCUGGGCCGGCCGGGAAGCUAAUUGUCGCAGAGCAUCUUUAUGUUAGCUAUGGGCUGUGCGAGUGUGCGUGGGGUUGCGUUGAUUCCCGCGCUGCUGCUUCUGCUACUCAUCAGCGGCGACGCGGGCGGCGUUAACAUAGGAAAUUAUGGGAAGAAGAAAAAGAUUAUUCCAACGACGGCAGAGGGGCCCUUCAAGCCGGUGACGGUCACCCUGGACAGCGCAUUCCGAGGGCGAGCGGAGGACUUGCCCCACACCCAUCCUGCCCUUCAAACCAACGGCGCCCUCCCCUUCCACCCCCAGCAGAUCUCCAUCUCCCUCUCCGCAACCUUCGACUCUGCUUGGGUCUCCUGGGUCACAGGGGAAUUUCAAAUUGGAAACAACAUUAAACCAUUAGAUCCCAAAUCUGUUGCAAGUGUUGUUUGCUUUGGGAAGCUUAAACACCAUCUUGUUCAUAAAGCCAAAGGUUACUCCCUUGUUUACAGCCAACUUUAUCCUUUUGAAGGACUCCAGAACUAUACUUCUGGAAUUAUUCACCAUGUUCGUCUCACAGGAUUGAAGCCCAACGCCAAAUAUUACUAUCGAUGCGGAGAUCCUUCUCGGGGAGCCAUGAGUGAUAUUUAUCACUUCAGAACUAUGCCAGUGAGCAAUCCAAGGACAUACCCCAGCAGAAUAGGAGUUGUAGGAGACCUGGGUCUUACAUACAACACAACUUCAACGGUUGCCCACUUGAUGAGCAAUAAGCCUGAUCUUAUUCUACUGAUUGGGGACGUAUGUUAUGCCAACAUGUACCUUACUAAUGGAACUGGAUCGAAUUGUUACUCUUGCACGUUUUCCCAAACUCCCAUUCACGAAACUUAUCAGCCUCGGUGGGACUACUGGGGAAGGUAUAUGCAGCCCCUACUGUCCAAAGUUCCAAUAAUGGUGGUCGAAGGAAACCAUGAGCUCGAAGAACAGGUUGGAAAUCAGACGUUCAUGGCCUACAGUUCUCGAUUCGCAUUCCCAUCUAAAGAAAGUGGAUCUUUCUCCGCUUUCUACUACUCUUUCAAUGCAGGGGGGAUACACUUCAUAAUGCUGGGUACCUACACUUCUUAUGACAGAUCAUCGGAUCAAUAUAAGUGGUUGCAGAGAGACCUGGCUGCUGUUGACAGAAAAGUGACUCCAUGGUUGGUAGCUACAUGGCACGCUCCGUGGUACAGCACCUACAAGGCACAUUACAGAGAAGUUGAGUGUAUGAGGGUGGAGAUGGAAGACAUGCUUUAUAACUAUGGUGUUGACAUAGUCUUCAAUGGACAUGUUCAUGCGUAUGAGAGGUCGAACCGAAUAUACAACUACACUUUGGACCCUUGUGGCCCAGUUUAUAUAACGAUUGGUGAUGGAGGCAAUAUAGAGAAGAUGGCAGUAGCACAUGCUGAUGAACCUGGUAACUGUCCAAACCCUAAAAAGCAAGAGCAUAAGGAUGGCUUCUGCGCGUUCAACUUCACAUCAGGCCCGGCAGCGGGCAAGUUCUGUUGGGACCGGCAGCCUGAUUAUAGCGCUUACAGAGAAAGCAGCUUUGGCCAUGGGAUCCUAGAGAUGAAAAAUAAGACACAUGCUCUCUGGACAUGGCACCGGAAUCAGGAUUUAUACAACGAAGCUGGAGAUCAAAUUUACAUCGUAAGGCAGCCUGAUAGGUGCCCGGUUAAGCCACCAAGGUCAAUUCUUGAGUGACAAAAUCGAUCGGAAAUAAAUCGAUCAUACGAAGAAAAGGGGAAAUUGGAAGUGGAGUACAAAGGAUUGAAAGAGUAUUUGGCCAGCAUUAUCGUCAUCUUCUCCUUUCAAUCUCUAGAUAGAAUAAAAUAAAAUAAUCAGUUGUUAUGUUUCACCUUGUGGAAUUACUCCCAUAGAAAUGUUUUUUCUUAAACAUAAAUAAAUGGCAUUGUUUCCCAAA
This is a messenger RNA of Malania oleifera, 2026 nucleotides long. RefSeq names its product purple acid phosphatase 15-like. Gene Ontology annotation, molecular function: acid phosphatase activity; metal ion binding. Lineage: Eukaryota; Viridiplantae; Streptophyta; Magnoliopsida; Santalales; Ximeniaceae. The transcript has 8 exons. Bases 139 to 1806 code for a protein of 555 amino acids. The record is from RefSeq and is a predicted model, not a curated record.